CGUAGGCAAUCAUGUGCAAUCGACUGUGUCACUUUUACAAAAAUGUCCUGUAUUUGCCAGUUCUAUACGUCCGGUGAGGUAGUUCCCGGAGACCUUGCGACAGUUCCUUUGCCUUUAACUGAUGAUAUUCCAUCAGGCCCAAGCCCCGCAAAAAAUGUUGAUAAAGACUUGUUAGAGACAAAGGCUUCCGAAUCUGGAGUGUCGGCCUCCGAUCUGGCCGACUGCCGUGCAGAAAAUUGGCUUCUAAAGAAGAAGUUACUGGAGUACGAGGUUACCAUUGAGAAUCUGGAGCAGCUGGUGACAACUAUAGUUGAGAAGCAGCAUCAAAUCUUGAGCGAAAUGUUUUACUUGCGAAAGGAAAAUCGAGAACUGCAGUCCGAGUGCCAUCUUCAACGCGAGUAUCACUCAAUGGAGAGGAAUGCCCUGAUGAGGGAGUUGCAUGACGCCCGGAGCUCGAGUCGAAGCCGAAGUUUUCUCUUGGGAUGCGGAUCUAAUGGAAGUAAAGGAUCCUCUAAUACCGACUGUGAAGAGGAAGAUAUCAGUGAAUUGGAAGACGAGGAUCACUGCGAAAACGGGUGCGACAGCAAUGAAGAUCAGGCCUUGGAUGCCGAUGAAAAUUGUGAAGCGCCUUCAGCACCAAGUUCGGGUGAACAUUCCUGUAGGACUUCUCCGUCUUCAUCAGACUCAGAGUCUAGUGACACGGAUGACAACACAUCACGUGAUUACAAAAGCAAUGAGGAUACCCCCAUCAGUAAUAGCGACACUGACUGACCGUACAAAAAGCAAUCACCUCCUUAAGCAUUUGAGUUUAUAUUUUUCUGAAGAAAUACAUUUCAGACUUUAAAAAUGAAUCCCUCUUGGGAAGGCUUUCUAACAUCACUUUAACUUUCCAUUUAUCGCAUUAAGUAAUCAAAACAAGAACGUGACAAUCGCACAAAACAAAUCAACAAUACGUUUACCAUGACGUGACGGUAGCAGUCUGUCAAACAGACAAAAACAAACGCAUCAAAUCAGAAAAAUGGAGAAAACCUGUGCAAAGUAUUUGCAUAUCAAAACGCUAAAGGGCUGUGCAAAAGCCAUAGCCGAAAUACUCUGAAGGCUGGUGCCACACAAAUAUGAUUGAAUGG
Messenger RNA from Drosophila suzukii, 1127 nucleotides. RefSeq names its product clumping factor A. The record is from RefSeq and is a predicted model, not a curated record. NCBI's taxonomy places the organism in Eukaryota, Metazoa, Arthropoda, Insecta, Diptera, Drosophilidae.